This is a messenger RNA of Helianthus annuus (common sunflower), 701 nucleotides long. RefSeq names its product protein ELF4-LIKE 3. The record is from RefSeq and is a predicted model, not a curated record. Lineage: Eukaryota; Viridiplantae; Streptophyta; Magnoliopsida; Asterales; Asteraceae. Bases 244 to 552 code for a protein of 102 amino acids. The transcript is spliced from 2 exons. Gene Ontology annotation, biological process: positive regulation of circadian rhythm; entrainment of circadian clock.
UAUCAGCAACAAAUACUUUCUCGUAUACAUCAACGCUCAUUGGAGAGAGAUUCAGAUUCUAGACAGAGGGUAGGUUGGAGGGGAGAAGGGGUGCUGUCAAAUCUCCAUUUUCUCUCUCUAAAUUUCAUAACCCCCUCUCUCUCUACAUAUAUAUACACACACAUAUAUCUUUUCUCUUCAAUUUCUCCGAAUAAAAUGCUCUCAGAUUUUCAAGAUUAGGUAGAGUUGAUAAUCAUAAUCAAAAUGGAGGGUAAUGGAGGGGCUCAAUUAGAUGGGAAGGUGUUACAAACAUUUCAAAAGAGUUUUGUUCAAGUUCAAAGUAUUUUGGAUCAAAACAGGCUGUUGAUCCAUGAGAUUAACCAGAAUCAUGAAUCAAAGAUCCCUGAUAACCUCAGUAGAAAUGUGGGUUUGAUCAGAGAACUCAACAACAAUAUCAAGAAAGUUGCUGAUCUUUAUUCUGAUCUUUCCUCGAAUUUUUCGAGAUCAAUUGAUGUCAAUUCGUCCGAAGGGGAUUCAAGAUCAGAUGGCAAGAAGAGGACUAGACCUGGUUAAAUAGGAAGAGGUAUAUUGUUAUAUUGGAUUCUCUCUUAUCUAUCUAUUUCUUCUUUAAGAAUAAUUGUGUAAAUCUCUCCAUUGUUUUUGGGUUGAUGAUGUUCUUCACGUUUAACUUUUAAUGUGCAAAGUAACAAGUUACAUCAAAA